Plectropomus leopardus (leopard coralgrouper) is the source of this 384-nucleotide messenger RNA. The record is from RefSeq and is a predicted model, not a curated record. NCBI's taxonomy places the organism in Eukaryota, Metazoa, Chordata, Actinopteri, Perciformes, Serranidae.
CGUGUGGGAAUGUGGCGGCGUCUGCAGAGGAUGAGGGUGAAGGUGACACUGGCUGGAUUGAGGGCGCCGCCAUCCUGCUGUCUGUCGUGUGUGUCGUCCUGGUGACGGCGUUUAAUGACUGGUCCAAAGAGAAGCAGUUCCGGGGUCUGCAGAGUCGGAUUGAACAAGAACAGAAAUUUACCGUUGUGCGUAAAGGAAACGUCAUCCAGAUCCCUGUGGCGGACAUGGUGGUGGGGGACAUGGCGCAGGUCAAAUACGGGGAUCUGCUGCCAGCUGAUGGUAUCUUGGUCCAAGGCAACGAUCUGAAGAUAGAUGAGAGCUCCCUCACAGGAGAGUCCGACCACGUACGCAAGUCUGUGGAUAAGGACCCUAUGCUGCUCUCAG